UCAUAUAUAUAUACAUAUAUAUAUCUUUGCCUUUCAUUCGCACUUCCUCUGCAGCGGCAGCAGCAGCAGCAGCAGCAGCUGGCGCUUAUUGCAUCCAUUUCCUGACGCGCCACUGCGGUUGCCAAUUACCCAAUGACCAAUCAGUGCAAUCUGCAUGGACACGCUUCACUGGAUGCAUGGAUGCAGAUGCAGAUUUAUGGAUGGAUUGUAUAAAAAGGCAGGCAGGUCUCUGGCGCAGCGCUUUCAUUUGAAAUAAUGUUGCUGGUGCUGGUGUUGAUGGUAAGCGCGGUCGUCGGCUACGAUCACAGUGUCAACUAUUGGCAGGCCUUUGCUCCCGGUAAGCUGCUGCAGCGCUUGGAUGCACUCACCUCGCCCACGACGGGUCAGUUGAACGUCUCGGCCGCGGAGCUGCCACAUGCGCAGCCCAAGCUGGAUGAAGAUGCGGAUACGGUAGAGGAAACGGAUGUUGAUGUCGAUGUCGAUGUGGAUGCCAUUGAACAUGAUCAUGAUUAUGAUGAUACUGAUGAUGAUGACGUGGAGGCAGAGACAGAGGCGGAGGAGCUGGAGGCAGACAGUCACAGCGCUGAGGCUAACUCUGGCGAAGAUUACGAGCGCAACUACGAACAAUUUGUGCGCCAAUACUUUGAUCGAGCUGCUGACGAUGAUUAUGCUGCUGAUGAUGACGAUGCCGUUGACGAGCAUGCGAAAGACGUGAGCGUGGAGACGCAAGCGGAGGCCAGCAACGUGCAGCCCGAAAAGAAACUGAAGAAGCUGCAAAUGGAGGAGAAGCAAAAGCAAAAGCAGAAGGAGAAGGAGAAGCAAAACUGUCGCCACGUCCAUCGCCAGGGACAGCUAUGCAAAAUAUGCCGCGAGAAGCGCAACAAUGAGAUCUCCGAGACAUGCAGCUAUUCGCACGAGGCACAGCCGGAGCAAUAUGCUUACGGCAGUGGCACCGAAUACAAACGCUAUCGGGAUCAUGAUGAUGAUGAGCGAACAAAACGACGACGGGGACGUCACACAAAAACCAAGCAGAAGGAGAAGCAGAAGGAGGAGCAGAAGGAUAAAGUGAAGGAGAAGCAGAAGGAGCAGGUGACUCCCAGCAGCAGUCUGUGCGAGCGUCGCCUGGUGGGCAAAAGCGUCUGCUACGAGUGCAAGGAUAGUGGUGGUCAGAUUUUGAGACGCUGCUAUGAUGCCGCCACAAGUAAGCAGAGCAGGAGCACAGCCAAUCUGCCGAAUGCCAGGGAAUCCAAGCAGGAGCAGCGCAUUUACAAGCGAACCAUUAGCUACAGCUACGCGCAGGGCGGCAAUCAUGCAAAUGACUAUAAUGAUAAUGACAACGAUAAUGAUGACAUCAUAAUGACCACAACACCACCCAUAAAACCACCCACAACACCACCGACAACAUCACCCACAACACCAUCAGCAACAACAGCAGCAUCCACUCCGAAUGUGAGCCGCAGAUUGGCCAGAAUAGUUCGUAGACGUGUCGGAAUCCCAGCCAGCAUCGCUAUUUGAAUAUUGCUUUGAUACUAUUAUUAUUAUUAUUAUAAUUUUUUUUUGUUUUUUGUUUAAGUUAAUCAACCAAUUAUGGAACAAAGUUAGUUGCCACAAUCUCGAUUAUUUCUUUGCUACUAUUUAAGCCUUAAUAAAAGAAACCAAUUUUCUGAAA
Drosophila grimshawi is the source of this 1669-nucleotide messenger RNA. RefSeq names its product stress response protein NST1. The transcript has a single exon. The record is from RefSeq and is a predicted model, not a curated record. The coding region runs from base 256 to 1515 and encodes 419 amino acids. NCBI's taxonomy places the organism in Eukaryota, Metazoa, Arthropoda, Insecta, Diptera, Drosophilidae.